Molecule: messenger RNA, 750 nt
Organism: Notodromas monacha
Lineage: Eukaryota; Metazoa; Arthropoda; Ostracoda; Podocopida; Cyprididae
Source: the annotation of a GenBank genome assembly
AUGGAAGUCGUUAUUUUCAAAGAUUACUGUCAAACAGUGACUGGACCGAUUCCAGCAGAAUUAACCAUUGGGGUUCGGCGAUUCGACACCUUCCAACUGUUCCAAGCCGAUUCCACUUGGGGUCCAUUGGAGCACAUUGCUUUCUCAAGUUACUUCACUGAUGCAACUGGAUUGAGUUACAUCGAAGUUGUUAGAGUUUACGAAGACGACAAGGUGCAAGUUCACUACGAAAUCGUCGACAGUCCGAACGGCGAUUGGCAAACCGGAGAAUUGCUGUGCCCUUUGUCGACUUCCGCGGUUUUCCACGCUUCCUCCAGGGAAAGUCAUAAGCUUCACCUUCAACUGAACUCGCCGACGCUUCACGGGUACCUAAAGCCAAACUGUCAUGGUGGCGUUUUGUGGCAGAGUUACAUUUCAAAUGCUCCAGACGACCAGGGUUUCUUUUACGGAGUAAGUUCCUCAAUUGUCAGUAAUCCCACGGUUGACGGAGGAUUAGCAUGGGACGUGAUUAGUUUCACACUGACACCAGAUGACCGCGUCUUAGUGAAUUUCCACCUUUACGACAUUCCUGCGGGCGGAGAUUUGCUUCCGGAUCCCUCUGGAGCACUGAUUGAAUGCGAGUUGCACCACGGAGGAGGAGGCGGGCCUGGAAGCGUGUACUUCUACCGAUACCCGUGAUGGAAAUGAUUUACUCACGAUGCAAUUUGUUCAAUGGAUACGGAAAACGAAUAAAAGCAAUUAAUGGAUAAA